AUUAUUAUUAUUAUUAUUAUGCUUGUCCAACCCCCACCCCACGAAGGAACCCAAUGAAAACCGGAAACGAAACCUUAUCCAUUUGAAAACAGUCGAUAUCUGUAAUGCCUGCGAAUCUGUCUGUCUGUAUAUGAUGAGCCCAGCAGCUUCCGGUAACAUAAAAAAGAUCUCCUCUUUUCAUUAAUUUAUCAUCCUUUCCACACCAAAAAUGCUUCUGCAGACCAUCACACCCGCUCUCCCGUCGCCGUUGAAUUUCCAUCGCGAAAAGCCCUCGCUAAAAACUGUCUUCUUGCCUCCUCUCCCUACAAAAUUCUAUCUGCGCCGUAAAUCAUCCUCCAUCUCUGCUCAUCCCCAUAAUACAAAUGUGAAUGCGAGUCUGCUCCAGACUCCGGUGGCUUUGUGGGCCGGCCGCCUCUGCGUCUUUUAUGCUCUUCUCAAAGCUGGCCUGGCUGGAUCUCCUUCUAAUCCGCUUGUUUCAGAUUUGGAAAGUGGAGCUGAUGAUUUAGGGUUCGCUAAGUGGUUUGAUAAGUUGAGCAAACCAGAAAAAGAGGCAGUUGAGAGAAGAAAAUUGGUCAGCAAAUGGCACCCCACAACAAAGGGUACCCUUAGGCGCAAUUACAGGGUUCCCUCUAAAUCCGAUGGGAAGCGUCUGCUUAAAGCCAUUGCAUCUCUAUUGUCAGAUGAUGAUCAGUUUAGAGAUGCCACAUCACACAAGGGCUGUCAGAUUCGGAGAGAAAAUGCUCAUGGGGAAAGUGUUUGCUGUAACAACGUGCGUGCUUUGUUCGAUGAGCUCCCGACACCACAUUUGAUUGUGGAAAUUACUCCUUUUCCAGCUGGCCCUCUUACGGAAAACGAUUAUUCCAAGGCUGAGAGACUAGAAAGGGUGCUUAGAUUAGGCCCUUCUGUUUGAACAUGUGCAUCUGCAAGAUUUCUUGUAUAAUCAAGUCCCUUUUGUUUGUACAUAUUAUACAAUUAGCCAUAACUUCCUUGGUUGAUCUUGUUUCAAAUGUAUGAGCAGUUUCUAAAAUAUUUGUAUCUUUACUGCUUGUCUCACCACAAUUUAUUCAGAAACAUUUUUUUUUUUUUU
Striga asiatica is the source of this 1087-nucleotide messenger RNA. Lineage: Eukaryota; Viridiplantae; Streptophyta; Magnoliopsida; Lamiales; Orobanchaceae. The record is from the annotation of a GenBank genome assembly.